Molecule: messenger RNA, 1158 nt
Organism: Racocetra persica
Lineage: Eukaryota; Fungi; Glomeromycota; Glomeromycetes; Diversisporales; Gigasporaceae
Source: the annotation of a GenBank genome assembly
AUGCCUAAAUUUAUGGAUUUGCUCUACUUACUGAAUCCACAAGAAUUACAAAACUUAUCUUGUUUAUUUAGUCAACUUGUUGAAUCUUAUCAUCACACGAAGCAAUUAGCUGAAUGUGAAACUAAAGAAGAUCAAAGAAUUCUAAAAAAAGAAUUACAAAAGUACAAGAUUUGUGAAAAAUAUUAUAAUCAGAUCUUUGCAAAAGAUAUCUAUUUAGACUAUUUAAGAGAUAAAACAUCUGAUUAUCCUCAAAAAAGAAGUCGCAAUUUAUUAACAUUAAAUAAUAGCUCGAUUUUAAGUGAUACUCUAAAAGAAUCUUCAACCGUUGAUAACAGAAUUCAAGUAAUAAUAAAUAAUGAUCUUUUAACACAAAUAGAUACUUUGAAAACUUCUUUAGCUAAUCUUGUAACUGAUCAUUCUAAUCAAUUACAAAUUAUUCAAGCUAAAAAUAAUAGAAUUUCUAAAUUAGAAAAUGAAUGUGAAUUUCUUAAAAAACAAAUUACUGAACUUAAUACUAAAUUAAAGCUUUUAAGCUUAUAUCAAAAUCAACUAUGUCAAAAUAAAAAUUUCAAGCAUGUAACUGCUAUAGAUGCAAUUUACAAAUCACAACAUAGCAAAUAUGUUUCUGAAAUAAAUCUUGCCGCAUCUGCAAUUAAGUAUUCUAUUGCUCGAUCAAAACUUAUAGUAGAUAUUGAUAAUCAUAUUACUGGUGGAGGAGGCUAUACAAAAUUUAUAAAUUGGAUUGAAAGUUUAGCGAUUAAACCUAAACCUUUACCUGAUAGAUUUUUAAUUUUAGCUUUUGAUAAUAAACAAAAAAGCCAAAAAAAUUAUUUAGAUCAGGGUCACAAUACGAAAUGCACUUUGCUUAGUGAAAAUGAUAUUGAGCAAUUAUUUUAUUUAAAUAAUGAUAUGAAAAACAAGCUUGAAGAAGAACUUAAAUAUUUUAUUAACGAAAUAAUAAAUAAUUUACUUGUGGAAAAAUCUCAAGAAAUAAAUGAAAUUGAUCAGCUUAUCAACAAACAAAAUAAUUUAACUAAUAAAAUGAAAAAAUGUUCGCAAUGUUUAACACUAAAUAUUGAUAAUAAAAAGCGAAAUUGUCCUAAUUGCAAUGCUAAAUUACCAAUGCUCACUUCUAUAAAUCAAAUAUCAUCUUUUUAA